This is a messenger RNA of Menidia menidia (Atlantic silverside), 1977 nucleotides long. The record is from the annotation of a GenBank genome assembly. NCBI's taxonomy places the organism in Eukaryota, Metazoa, Chordata, Actinopteri, Atheriniformes, Atherinopsidae.
UACAAGCAGUUACAGCAGUGUAACCCGAGGGGAAAGGUAAUGGAGAGCAUUAGAAAUGCGGUUGGCCCGCCCCUGCCGAGGUCUAUUGUGAAUCCGCGUUCAGCUGGAAUCCACUCUUCCAGCUUUGGCACCGGAGUGGCGCACCACGACCCGCACAGCUGAACCAGGAGCGCGCCUUUGAAGAUGUUUGAUAGCCCGGCCGCGAUUUCUGCUUGGACGGAGCGGGGAAGGUUUUGGAGCCCUCUCCUCUCCUCUGGAGCGGGCAGCUUCCUGUUCAGCACCGCAGACAGAGGCACAGUUCGGCUUGCCCACACCCACCUUUUGGUCCACCUUACCCCCCCAUCCUUUCUCUCUUUCCGAGCGGAGACGCAGACUGAGAGACGAGCCUGCUGCCCGGUCGCCACCAUGAUAGCCACGGGCGGCCUGCUGCGCAUGAACAGGCGCCAGGACUCUCUCCGCUCCAAAAACCGAGCGGAGAACAAGCGCAAACGGAAAUCGAAGAAAAAGAAAAAGAACGACGUGGUGGUGGUGAAGGGGAAGCUCAACUUCUGCUCGCCGGCCGGUUUGGUGGCCGCCGUCGGGGUCAUGGUGCUCAUGGUUGGGAUCUCUAUGGCCGUGUUGGGCUACUGGCCCAGUCAGAACCAGCAGGACUACCAGGAGCGCCGGCGGACGGGAGCCUUCCACGGCAGCAGGAUGAGCUACUCCAGGAGCCCGCAGGCUUCAGCCAACUUGACCCACGAGAAGACGCCCUCCGGCCACGCCGGUGCGAACAACCAGAGCCAUUCCAACAGCAGCGUCGCCGACCCCUCCCCGAACUGCGGCUUCCUCUGCGACUUCCUGGAUAACUACCUGUACUCGGACAAUCUGAAGGUCUUCGGGCCGCUGGUGAUGGGAAUCGGCAUUUUUCUCUUCAUCUGCGCCAACGCGGUCCUCCACGAGAACCGAGACAAGAAAACCAAAAUCAUCAACCUGAGGGACAUCUACUCCACCGUGAUAGAUCUGCACAGCAUCCGCUCCAAGGAGUACUCGCCCCUCAACGGCCUGGUCAACUACACCCAGUCCAGGAGUGCGGAGGGCCCGUCGGCUUCCUUCCCGGCCAGCGGGAUGCACACCCGCAGCUCCUGGCCUUCCACGGGACUCAACUCGAAGGGGGAGUCCGACACUGACGAGGUGUUCCGGCGCGCGUCGUUGGCCGGCCGGCCGCGCAGCUGGUCCAGGGACGUCCAGACUUUUACGGACACUGUGUACAGCAUCUACAAAGACUAUAGCAAUAGCAGCGAGCAGGCCCCCCAGCAGCCCCGGCAGUGGGAGACCACCUCCAUCGUCACCUCCUCCGUGAAUGCUUUCACCCUCCCCGUCAUCAAACUCAACAACUGUGAGGUGGAGGAGUCCCAGCGGGCGGAGGGGCCCUCGCUGGAGGAGGUGGUCAUUGAGGCCGCCGCGCAAAGCGCCGGCGACGAGGGACAGGCCGGCCGGAGCCACGCCGAAGAGACGUUUGGCAAGCAGGGGGAGGGCGAGGGGGAGGUGCAGGGGGAGGUGGAGGGGGAGGCGGCGGCCGUUGACUCCCCGCCUUCCCGCCGGAGCCCCGAGGACGUAAGCACAGAGACGGCUCAUCAGCAGGGCGCGUCGCAGGCGCCACACUGGACCCAGCUGUCUCCCCCGGCGCCCGUCGCCACGGCGAUGGGCUCCGACACGUCGCUCGGCUCGCCGCGGCUGGUGCGGCGCUGCAGCCUGUCCGUGUCCGGGGGCCGCCAGGGCGACAGGGCCAGGCGCUUCAGCUGCCCCCGUCUGGAGCGCUCCAACAGCAAGGGCUACAUCAAACUGGCUGACCUGGGGGGCGAGUCCUUCGAGGCCCCCGACACGCUCUCGUCCUCGGCGGCCACGGAGCAGGAAGUAGCAGUGGACGUGGCGGGGACAGAAGAGCGAGCUCAGGGGGAGGACGCUCUGGUGACACCCAGCACCUCCGGAGAAUCUUAG